This is a messenger RNA of Paramecium octaurelia, 664 nucleotides long. Lineage: Eukaryota; Ciliophora; Oligohymenophorea; Peniculida; Parameciidae. The record is from the annotation of a GenBank genome assembly.
AACAGAGUCAUAAAUUAUUAUAAUUUUGAAAUAAAAUGGAUUAUGAAUUUGGAUUUGGUUAAUUCUAUAACUAGGAUUUCGAAUUAGCAAUAUAUAAGAAAACAUUAGAUCAGGAUUAUAAAAAGAUUUCGUAUAAGUUUGGAACCACAAGCAGAUUAUCCCCUAACAAACUAGAAACUUAUAAUUAACAUCAUCUAUAUAACAAAUUGUUUAAGAAUGAAAAAUAGAGAAAAAGUAUAUAAGUUAAAGCUUAGACUAUUAAUCCCAAGACAGUUAAACACUUUCUAGACAAUAAAGGAAGAUUUAUCAAUUAGACUCAAAAUAAAGUCUACGAUGUAAUCAAAGGAAAAUAUUACAUCAUGUAACUUGGGCAGAUCCCACUUACUUAUAGAUCGAAUACUCCUACUUACUAGUCUUAAAGCAGAUAAUAUACUUAGACAUCAUUUUAUUAAGGGCCGAGAACUCACAGGAAAAGAUCAACAACUCCUUCAUCUUAAAGGUAAACGACUUGUGAUGAAAUUUUUAAGGCUUGUUAGAUUUAACUGAAAGAAUAAUUGGAAUUAAAAGAGACUGUAUAUAGAAUGAAGAGUUGGAGUUCGAAUCGAUAUGACAAAAAUUUUAAAAGACCUUAAAGUUGCUAUUAACAUCGAAAUCAUGAGCCAAG